Oncorhynchus tshawytscha (Chinook salmon) is the source of this 7576-nucleotide messenger RNA. Its product is annotated as unconventional myosin-X. NCBI's taxonomy places the organism in Eukaryota, Metazoa, Chordata, Actinopteri, Salmoniformes, Salmonidae. Gene Ontology annotation, biological process: signal transduction. The record is from RefSeq and is a predicted model, not a curated record. Gene Ontology annotation, molecular function: ATP binding; cytoskeletal motor activity. The coding region runs from base 287 to 6514 and encodes 2075 amino acids. Gene Ontology annotation, cellular component: myosin complex; cytoskeleton. The transcript is spliced from 40 exons.
CACACGGAGAAGAGGUGUGUGUGUGUCCUCUCUCUCUCUCUCUCUCUCUCUCUCUCUCUCUCUCUUACUCUCUCUGUGUUCACGUUGGGUGGGAACACACAUCAGGGAUUGUAGCCGUCCGGAUUUAAAUCGGGACGUUUACAAAUGAAUGGAAAUCACCACCGAACAAGACCACCACCCGCCCCGAGCUCGCCCGAUGCCCGCUGUAAUUUAGCUCCCUGUUAACACCGGCACGCGUCUGCCCACCGAUUGACUUCACGAGCGCCGGGCAGCAACAUAGAGAAGAAUGGAGGCGUUUUUCGCAGAGGGGGCCCGUGUGUGGGUCAAGGAGAAGGAGCAGCUGGUCCCCUCUACUGUCAACUCCUGUGGAGACGGAACCCUGGUCCUCACUACCGACUAUGGAGAGGUGUUGUAUCUCCAGCAGGCUGAGGUGACUAGAGAGAGAGUGUAUGCUAUGCAUCAGUCCAGUAUAGAUGGGGUGGAGGACAUGUCCACUCUGGCAGAACUACACGAAGCUGCCAUCAUGCACAACCUCUACCAGCGCUACCAGAAGGACAGCAUCUAUACCAACAUAGGCAGUAUCCUGGCAGCGGUGAACCCUUAUAAACAGAUCCCAGGCAUGUAUGACCUAGAUAGAGUUGAGCUGUACAGUCGACACCACAUCGGAGAACUCCCGCCCCAUAUCUUCGCUGUAGCCAAUGAGUGUUACCGCUGCAUCUGGAAACGACACGACAGCCAAUGCGUCCUCAUCAGUGGGGAGUCGGGGGCUGGUAAGACAGAGAGCACCAAGCUGCUGCUCCAGUUCCUGUCUGUGAUGAGCCAGAACUCUGCUGGGAUGCCUCCUUCUGAGAAGACCACACCAGUGGAACAGUCCAUCGUUCAGAGCAGUCCUAUCAUGGAGGCGUUUGGGAAUGCCAAGACAGUGUACAACAACAAUUCUAGUCGCUUUGGGAAGUUCAUCCAGCUCCACUUCUCCCAGAGCGGGAACAUCCAUGGUGGAUGUAUCGUUGACUAUUUACUGGAGAAGAACCGCGUGGUGAGACAGAACCCUGGAGAACGGAACUACCACAUAUUCUACGCCCUUCUGGCCGGAGCCAACAAGGAACACAGGGAGCUGUAUUUCCUGGAUGACCCUCCUGAGUCAUUCCACUACCUCAGCCAAUCAGGCUGUCUCAAAGACAAGAGCCUGGACGAUAAACAGCUCUUCAACAGCGUCAUGGAGGCGCUGAAGGUGAUGGAGUUCACUGAGGAGGAGACCAGAGACGUGUUCAAACUGCUGUCUGGAGUCCUACAGCUGGGCAACAUUCAGUUCAUGACCGCCGGAGGAGCGCAGAUCACCACCAAACAGGUGCUCAGUAAUGUCAGUGAGCUACUUGGGCUGGACUGCUUCCAGCUGUCUGAGGUGCUGACGCAGAGAUCCAUGAUCCUCAGAGGAGAAGAGAUAUGCUCUCCGCUCACCAUAGAACAGGCGGUGGAUUCCCGGGACUCUGUUUCCAUGGCUCUGUAUUCCCAGUGUUUUUCCUGGAUCAUUCUCCGGAUCAACCAGAAGAUCAGAGGGAAAGACAACUUCAAGUCCAUCGGAAUACUGGACAUCUUCGGCUUCGAGAACUUCCAGGUGAAUCGGUUUGAGCAGUUCAACAUCAACUACGCCAACGAGAAGCUGCAGGAGUACUUCAACAAACACAUCUUCUCCCUGGAACAACUGGAGUACAACAGAGAGGGAGUCCAGUGGGAAGCCAUAGACUGGAUGGAUAACGCUGAGUGUCUGGACCUCAUAGAGAAGAAACUGGGGAUGCUAGCAUUGGUCAACGAGGAGAGUCGCUUCCCCAAAGGGACAGACUUCACACUGCUGGAGAAACUACACAGCAGGCACUCUACAAACCCUUACUAUGUGAAGCCUCGACUGGCUGACCAUCAGUUUGGCAUCAGGCACUAUGCUGGAGAGGUUCUGUAUGAUGUCACCGGGGUUCUGGAGAAGAACAGAGAUACAUUCAGAGACGACAUCCUCAACAUGCUGAAGGAGAGCCGACUGGACUUCAUCUAUGAUCUGUUUGAGAGAGUGGGCAGCAGGAACAGUGAGGAGACUCUGAAGAUGGGAACAGCCAGACGCAAGCCUACCGUCAGCUCACAGUUUAGGGACUCUCUCCAUUCCCUCAUGGGCACUCUGAGUGUGUCCAACCCCUUCUUUGUGCGCUGCAUCAAACCCAACAACGAGAAGAACCCUAGCGUGUUUGACCCGGAAGUGGUUCUGAACCAGCUGAGGUAUUCUGGAAUGUUAGAAACAGUUAAGAUCCGCCGGGCCGGCUUCCCUGUCCGCAGAACCUUCAAAGACUUCUUCAGCCGGUAUCAGAUCAUUCUACAAGAGAAAGGGGAUGGAGCGGGGGAUGAUAAGAAGAGGAGUACAGACCUGCUGAUCAAAUACGACCGUGCCAAGAAGGAGUGGCAGCUGGGAAAGACCAAGGUGUUUAUGAAGGAGUCUCUGGAACAGCGUCUGGAGAAAGAGAGAGACGAGGUUCGCCGUAAAGCAGGCAUGGUCAUCAGAGCCCACAUCCUCACCUACACUGCCAGGAAGCACUUUAAGCGUGUGAAGGGGAGCGUCGUCACCCUCCAGGGGUACCUUCGUACCCACAUACAACGGAAAUGGUUUCUACGGCGAUGCUUGGCAACGCGGGUACUCCAAAAACACAGACGGGGACAGGUGGCCCGUGCAAGCUGCCACACUCUCCGAGAGGAGAGGAGGAAGCGAGAGGAGAAGGAGAGGAAGAAGAGAGAACAGGAGGAGGGAAAGAAGGAGGGAGAGGUGGAAGGAGAGAAGGGGGGUGGAGUAGAAGCAAAGGCUGCUCAGGGUUCUGAGAAGAAGGAAGGAAAGACGGAAGAAGAGGCCCGUCAGAUGGAGGAGAUCUUGCGUAUAGAGUUGGAGAUCGAGCGCCUACAGAAACAGAGGGAGGAUGGGGUCUCCCAGCUCUGUGAGUCCUCCAGGCAGGAGCUCCGGCUACGCCGGGACGCAGAGAUCAAGAGGCUGAAGAAGGAGGCCUCUCGUAAGGCCACAGAACUAAUCGACCUCCUGGACUUUGGGGGUCUGGAUCCUAGUUUAGCCACCGCGGCUAGCGCUAGUGCAGAGCUGCUCCAGGAGGGCCCAGCCAUGGCCACGGCCGUAACCCAGGAGGAGGAGGUUGACGAGGGCUUCCAUGCCGAGGAGGAGUGUACUGUCCCUCUCCUCCCAGACUUCCCUCCUCCAGCCGAGGCUGACGCUGCCGUGGACCAGGAUAUGUUCGCCCACCUGCCGCCCCCUCCACCCGCCUUCGCUGAGGGCUCUACUGCUACACUACCUCCCCCUCCCCUCGAUUCAUCCUCAUCCACUCCCGUCCCUCCCCCGCCUCCCCCCUUACCAGCUGAAGAUGGCUCUGCCACCCCUCCCCCACCAUUGCCUCCUGGAGAGGGGGAGGGAAAAGGAAAAGAGGGGGAGAAAAAAGAGGGUGAUGGAGGGAGGACAACGAGUAUCUUGAGCCUCGGAGAAGGGGAGGAGCCGAUCUACAGCAUGCCGGUCGACAGCGGCGAAUCAGAUUACGACGAGGAGGAGGGCUCUGUCACGGCGGGAGACGAUGGUUCCGCAUCCGGGCAGAAUAGCAACAGAGGCAGCGCGGCCAUGACGGAGGAAGAAGCUCUGAGGAAGUCCACGUGCACCAACGCCAGCAUAGAGUCAUACAGGGGCAGCUCCGACUCAUACAUAGAGAGUGAUGAUGAGCAUGAGGAGCUGUUGGACACAGAUGAGGAGGUACACAACGGCAGGGUCACUCUUCUCAACGGGAACGGACCUCCGUACUUCCAUAGCUACCUCUACAUGAAGGCUGGUCUGAUGAUUCCAUGGCGCAGGCGGUGGUGUGUGUUGAAGGAUGAGACCUUCAUGUGGUUCCGCUCCAAACAGGAGUCCCUCAAGUCUGGCUGGCUCCAUAAGAAGGGAGGAGGACUGUCCACUCUGUCCCGCAGGUUGGGGAACUGGAAGAUGCGAUGGUUUGUUCUGAGGGAACACAAACUGAUGUACUUUGAUAGCGACAGCGAGGAGAAACUGAAGGGAACCAUCGACAUCCGCGCCGCCAAAGAGAUCGUGAACAACCAUGAGAAGGAGAAUGCGUUGAACAUCGUGACAGAUGAGAGGACGUACCAGGUGUUUGCUGAGUCACCAGAAGACGCCAGUGCGUGGUAUAACAUCCUCAGUAAGGUCCAUGUGUAUACUCCCGAGCAGCUGAUGGACAUGUCUCAUGAACAGGCCAACCCCAAGAACGCUGUGGGAACUCUGGACGUGGGGCUGAUUGACUCCGUCUGUGCCUCUGACAACCCAGACAGGCCCAACUCCUUUGUGAUCAUCACAGCGAACCGUGUGAUCCACUGUAACACUGACACUCCAGAGGAGAUGCACCACUGGAUCAGCCUGCUGCAGAAACCUAAAGGAGACGCCAAGAUAGACGGACAGGAGUUCCUGGUUAGGGGUUGGCUCCAGAAGGAGAUGAAGACAGGAACUAAGAGUAAUGUUCUGAAGCUGAAGAAACGCUGGUUCGUGUUAACCCAUAACUCCCUGGAUUACUACAAGAGCUCUGAGCGAAACUCCUCCAAGAUGGGAACCCUCGUCCUCAACUCCCUCUGCUCUGUCUUUCAACCUGAGGAACGAGUGCACAGAGAGACAGGGUACUGGAACAUCGUAGUGCACGGUAGGAAGCACUCGUAUCGCCUCUACACCAAGAUGCUGAAUGAAGCUCUGAGAUGGAUAGCAGCCAUACAGGCAGUGAUAGACAGCAAGACACCCAUAGAAACACCGACACUACAGCUCAUCAGAGAUAUCAAGGACAGCAGUCUGAACCCUGAGGCAGUGGAGCAGACCUACAGGAGGAAUCCCAUCCUCAGAUACACUCAGCACCCUCUACACUCCCCCCUACUGCCACUACCCUACGGAGAAGUCAUCCAGAGACAGCAGGGCUAUGCCAGUCUUCAGGAUGAAGCGAUCCGAGUGUUUAACUCUCUUCAGGAGAUGGAGACUCUGGCAGACCCUGUUCCUAUCAUACGGGGGGUACUGCAGACCUGUCAGGACCUGAGACCUCUCCGAGACGAGGUAUACUGUCAGGUGAUCAAGCAGACCAAUCACGUACCUCAGCCCAAUCAGCCCAAUCAGCGGGCUCAUUGGCACCUCCUCACCUGUAUGAGCUGUACCUUCCUCCCAAGCCGGACCAUCCUCAGAUACCUGCGCUUCCACCUCAAAAGGGUGCGAGAGCAUUUCCCCAACACAGAGAUUGAGCGUUAUUCUGCUUUUAUCAAUGAGUCUCUGAAGAAGACCAAGACCAGGGACUUUAUUCCGUCUCAGGAGGAGAUCGUGGCCCUACUGGUGAGGCAGGAGAUGACAACUACAGUCUACUGCCAUGGAGGAGGCUCCUGCAAGAUCUCCAUCAAUUCACACACCACCGCUGGAGAGGUGGUGGAGAAGUUGAUCCGCGGCCUGGCCAUGGAGGACAGUAGGAAUCUGUUCUCUCUGUUUGAGCACAACAAGGUGACGGACCGAGCUCUGGAGAGCAGGGUCAUAGUGGCUGACGUCCUCGCCAAGUUUGAGAGGCUGUCAGGGACUGAGGAGGAGGAGGAGGAAGGACAGUGGAGACUCUAUUUUAAACUUUACUGUUUCCUCGACAUGGAGAGCAUGCCUAAGGAGGGGGUGGAAUUUGCCUUCAUGUUUGAGCAGGCCCAUGAGUCUCUGAUCAGUGGUCACUUCCCGGCCCCAGAGGAAACUUUGCAGCAGCUAGCCGCUUUACGGCUACAGUAUCUCCAUGGAGAUGGGGCCAGCCGCGCUGGGUGGAGCCUCGGUACUGUUUACCCAAUGGGGCGCCUCCGCUCGCGCAUCUUCCACUCCACCAAACAGGGAGGCGUGGCAGGAGGAGAGGCAGGAGGAGGGCAGGUGGGAAGUGUCAAGGGGGACGGGCAGGAUAGAAGAAGAACCCCCAGCUUCCUGGAUGGAAGUCUGAGGCGCAGCUUCAAGACGGGCUCGCUGAAGAAACAGAAGGAGGAAGAGGGGCAGCAGGUGGAGAUGUGGGUGAAGGAGGAGACAUCGGCCACCAGAGCCCAUGUUCUGGAUAAAUGGACCAAGUUACAGGGACUCGCCCAGCACCAGGCUCUGCUCAAAUACAUGUCCAUCGUCAAAGAGUGGCCCGGAUAUGGCUCUACACUUUUCGACGUGGAGUGUAAGGAAGGAGGUUUUCCCCAUGACCUGUGGCUGGGUGUGAGUGCUGACAACCUGUCUGUGUAUAAGAGAGGGGAACCCAAACCUCUGCAGACGUUCCAGUAUGAGCAGAUCACCUUCUUUGGAGCUCCACAACCCUGCACCUACCAGAUCACUGUCGACGGCAACGACUUGUUCUUCCACACUCCAUUGGUGAUGGAGAUUGCUAAGAUCAUGAAAGCCUACAUCAACAUGAUGGUGAAGAAACGCUGCAGCAUCAUGUCUGCUUCCAGCGUCGCCAGCACCUUUGUCAGGUGAUCAACCAGCAGCCAGUCAGAGCCCUCUAUUCAACAGUACAGGCCUAUCAGAGAGAGGCAGGAAGUGGAUACAAUCCACGGAUUGGUCGGUCGGUUGUUGUUUUGGUGGAGUCAGCUGAUCUUGGAAAGGGGUAACCACAAAACAGCGGACAGUCAAGGAUCUAAAAUGGCAUCCGAUUUCACAAAACUAAAAGGGGAUUGGACACUGCAGCUAACUAUUCUAGACUUGGGAAUUGGGUGGAUUGGGUUAAAUAUCUGUUUGUUAACAAUGAGCAUGGAAAAUGACCCAUUUUGGGGAGGACAACUCCAGCACCUCCCAACCCCCAGUUACCCUGCAUGUCACUGUCUUACAGACAGCAGGUCCAGCACAUUCUAACUCAACCUUACUUCAUCUAAAUAUCUCUAUUACUCCUUUUAUAUCAAUCUCUAAUCUCUCUCUCUCCUCUGUCAUCCCUCUUUCUGUUCUCUCUGGACCAAACCCAUACCAACGACAAGCACAAUAGCCCAGUCAAGCCAUACCACCCGCAAAGCCCCUGUCGCUCCCUUCUCAACCCAAUAGCACACCCCCAGUCGCAGUCCCAACACACUGCCAGCUAGGAGAGAUCAAAUGAAGCCUGUUACUAUUUCUAUCUUCCUUCCUCUGUCUCUUACCCCCUCUCCCCCAUUUGAUAUAACUCUCUCUUUCUCUGUCUGUGUGUCCCCCAUUUUGCCUGCUUCACUCUCUUUACAGUUAAGUGUUAAUUUAUUCUCUGUUGCUUGCUUCCUUUCCUCUCUCUUUCUCUCACUCAAUCUCUCAUUCAUCUGUUGUUAUCCGUGGUGACUGAGAUAAAGGACUGUUUUGUGUUUUCAUCUCGGGGUCGAAUCAGAAAAUCCGGUCCCUUCUUCAUCAGACUGCACAGUACUUACUUCCUGUGUCAACGGAAGUGACAUCACAUAUGGUCAAAUGAAGUGGCCUCAAACAAACCCCCUCAGAGAACCAGGGCUGGAGGCUCAUCCAGGGCCAUCUCCCGCGAUCAUCCUGACUCAGAGGCUCUUUCAAGGGGUAGCUGUCUGGCUCGGUCUG